ACGUGACACACCAGCCCGCUCGCAGGGGUUUCGGACCGAAGGGAAGGAGCCGCGCCGCGUCGCCGUCAGCCUCCCUGCACUUCUGCCGGGCUAACCCGAACUCUUCCGUGCCCCCCGCGUGCCCCAAGGCCGCCCACACGCCCGGAGCUCCGGACAACUUCAGGGGUGGGGUGCGUAGAAAGUUUGCGGCUCCCGCCGCCCGUCUCCACGCCUCUCGCACGGCCUAGGAGGCUCUCCGCCCGCGCCCGCACCGCUCGGCCUUGCCCGGGACCGUGUCCUUGCCCCGCCACCGCCACCAUGAACAAGCUUUACAUCGGCAACCUCAACGAGAGCGUGACCCCCGCGGACUUGGAGAAAGUAUUCGCGGAGCACAAGAUCUCCUACAGCGGCCAGUUCUUGGUCAAAUCCGGCUACGCCUUCGUGGACUGCCCCGACGAGCACUGGGCGAUGAAGGCCAUCGAAACUUUCUCGGGGAAAGUAGAACUGCAAGGAAAACGUCUAGAGAUUGAACACUCGGUCCCCAAAAAACAAAGGAGUCGGAAAAUACAGAUUCGAAAUAUUCCACCUCAGCUCCGAUGGGAAGUGCUAGAUAGCCUGCUGGCUCAGUACGGUACCGUGGAGAACUGUGAACAAGUGAACACAGAAAGUGAGACAGCAGUGGUCAACGUCACCUACUCCAACCGGGAGCAGACCAGGCAAGCCAUCAUGAAGCUAAAUGGCCAUCAGCUAGAGAACCAUGCCCUGAAGGUCUCCUACAUACCUGAUGAGCAAAUAGCACAAGGUCCUGAGAAUGGGCGGCGUGGAGGCUUUGGGUCCCGGGGCCAGCCCCGACAAGGGUCACCUGUGGCAGCAGGGGCUCCAGCCAAGCAGCAGCAAGUGGACAUCCCCCUCCGGCUCCUGGUGCCCACGCAGUAUGUAGGCGCUAUCAUUGGCAAGGAGGGUGCCACCAUCCGAAACAUCACAAAACAGACCCAGUCCAAGAUAGAUGUGCAUAGGAAGGAGAAUGCGGGAGCUGCGGAGAAGGCCAUCAGUGUGCAUUCAACCCCUGAAGGCUGCUCCUCCGCAUGCAAGAUGAUCUUGGAAAUUAUGCACAAGGAGGCAAAGGACACCAAGACGGCAGAUGAAGUUCCCCUGAAGAUCCUGGCUCAUAAUAACUUUGUGGGACGACUCAUUGGCAAGGAAGGGCGGAACUUGAAGAAAGUAGAGCAGGACACAGAGACGAAGAUCACCAUUUCGUCGCUCCAGGAUCUCACGCUCUACAACCCUGAAAGGACCAUCACCGUGAAGGGAGCCAUCGAGAAUUGCUGCAGGGCUGAGCAGGAGAUCAUGAAGAAAGUUCGAGAGGCUUACGAGAAUGAUGUGGCUGCCAUGAGUUUGCAGUCCCACCUCAUCCCUGGUCUCAACCUGGCUGCUGUAGGUCUCUUCCCAGCUUCAUCCAGUGCAGUCCCGCCCCCUCCCAGCAGCGUCACCGGGGCUGCUCCAUACAGUUCCUUCAUGCAGGCUCCAGAGCAGGAGAUGGUACAGGUGUUCAUCCCCGCCCAGGCUGUGGGCGCCAUCAUCGGCAAGAAGGGCCAGCACAUCAAACAGCUCUCCCGGUUCGCCAGCGCCUCCAUCAAGAUUGCUCCACCAGAAACACCUGACUCCAAAGUUCGGAUGGUCGUCAUCACUGGACCCCCAGAGGCUCAGUUCAAGGCUCAGGGAAGAAUCUAUGGCAAACUAAAAGAAGAGAAUUUCUUUGGUCCCAAGGAGGAAGUAAAGCUGGAGACCCACAUACGGGUUCCAGCUUCAGCAGCUGGCCGGGUCAUAGGCAAAGGCGGCAAAACGGUGAAUGAGCUGCAAAACUUGACCGCUGCCGAGGUAGUAGUGCCAAGAGACCAGACCCCGGAUGAGAACGACCAAGUCAUUGUUAAGAUCAUUGGACAUUUCUAUGCCAGCCAGAUGGCCCAGCGGAAGAUCCGAGACAUCCUGGCUCAAGUUAAGCAACAGCACCAGAAGGGACAGAGCAACCAGGCCCAGGCUCGGAGGAAGUGACCCCGCCCUUUCCUGUCCCAUUGGCUCCAGAUCAGCAGGCGGAACACAGACCUGGAGGGCGGGUGGAGGGCCAGUGUGCUCUUCCCAGCAGGCCUGAGAAUGAGUGGGAAUCAGGGCAAUUGGGCCUGGCUGGAGAUCAGGUUUGCACACUGUCUUGAGAAAAAUGUUCCAGUGAGGAAUCCUGAUCUCUCGCCCCCAAUUCAGCCAGCUGGCCACAGCCUACCCCUUGGAAUAUCACCAUUGCAAUUGUAGCUUGGGUUGCUUUUAAACGUGGAUUGUCUUGAGGAAGUUCUCCAGCCUCUAUCAGGAGGAUGGGUCAGAUCCCAGUGGGGAAGAGAAAUAAAAUUUCCUUCAGGUUUUAUAAAACCUCAAAGGAUGGUUUGUUUCUUGACCACCCCCCAAUCUUCUAAUCUUCUUGGUUAAUUCAUGAAAAUUCCUCCCAUUCUUAAUGUCCUGACCAAUACCUUACCUCUUCCUGAAUCCAUUUACACUGUUUUAGCCUUGUUGCUAUGGGGUGGGGGAGGGGCAAGGGAGGAGUGCUUGAACACAGCUUUGUUUACAAUAUUAACUCUGGAAAAUACCUGUCCCGAAUAGUUUAAUUCUGAUUCUUCCUUAACCAACCAUUGGGAACAGCAAGAUAUAAAGGAGAGAGUUAAUAAUUAAAAUAUGUACUAGUCCACGUUUAAAAGGAGUCCUUGUGCUAAGGAGAGAGCUCAGCAGUUGUCAGGGUGCUUGUCCGGCAUGGAUGAGGCCCUGGGUUCCAUCCUUGGCAUCACCAAAAAAAAAAAAAAAAAAAAAAAAAAAAAAAAAAAAAAAAGGCAUGCCCUUGUGGCUGAGCUCUUGCAGAUCUUGAAAAAUUGGCACAACAGAAAUUUAUCCUGGCCAGCUGGGGCUUCCCCACCCCACUUACGCCCCUGUAGCCCCAUGGGUCCUGCAUGGUACCCUGGUACAUGGGAGUGGUGCUGCAUGCUUCAGGGUAGGGCUGAUCACAGUCCCUGAUUCCCACCAUUCUCUCUCAGGCGGAUUUUAUAUUUUUUUAAAGUCUAUUUUAAUGAUGGGAUAUAUGAGCUCUGGGAGCGGGGUGUGAGCUCCCUUUGGUAAAAAUCUCCUUUCUGUGGAGGAGUUGAGCGGCCCAAAGGUGCUCUCGCUCCGCCCGUGUGCUCUUACAAGGGCUGAGGCAGGCGUUGCGGUGUGUCCCCACCAUGGCACUGUUCCCUUGUGGUGGUUGGACUACAACCCAACCCUGAGCUCCUGAUAAAGCUUAAAAGUCCAUCAUCUGGCAAGCUUAGUAAAUUGGAGAAUGUUGCUUCUGUUUUUAUCUAGAGGAGUAUUUAACUGACUGCUUAUGCCUCCGUGAAUGUCAUUGUCAUUAUGAAAGGUGUGCCUGGAAACAAACCAGAGUACCAGCCGCAUUAUGCACAAAGGGGUGAACACACUUAAUUUAUUAACUUACCAGGCUCAAUGAGAUCCUGUUGGAAAUGAACCCUUAUGGAGGACAGUGGCCAUCAGUUAAGUGAGGCUAGGCCUCCCCUCCCGAUACUGUACUGACUGGAAUGCAUAUUAGCCAGGUGAUGCACUUUAGCUACCCUGGACAAUACUGUCAAGUGUGCUGGGAAGAAAGGAAGGCCUCUCUGCAUGUGGAAAAACCGGUGCUCAGGGGUCCCUGCUUCCUGACAUUGCAAUGACAACAGCGACAAAUUUACCAUGACAUGUGGGCGGAGUCAGGCAGUGCUGUGCGAAGUAAACUACCUCAAGGUGUGGAGUUACCUCAGCAAUGGUUUUCCUUUUGUUCCCUAAAUCCUGGUUUUUAAUUUUCUUUUCUUUCUUUCUUUUUUAAUAUUUUUUUUUUGCGGCUUGCUGAUAUUUUAUAUAAAAAAAAGAAAAGCGAAGCAAAAGAGAAGCUGAUAGUCUUGAAUAUUUUAUUUUUUUAAUGAAAAGAAAAAAAAUGAGAAAGUUAUGUUUCAUAAUUUCUUAAAACAUGAGCCAGUAACUGUUUAGGAGCUCUGUGGAGAACAGGCCCUGUGGGGAAAGGUGGGGGUUGGGGGCUGGAUCCAGGGGAGGAAGCCAUCCAUGGUGGGGUGGAAAGCCUCAAGGGACCCAGGUCCUCCCUGGGUUCUAAUCUCUGACCUCGAAGGAGGACUUAAGAUCUAGCAGAGUUUGAACCCUUGGGGGCCACCUAUGGCCACCCCUCCCCCUCUGGUAAGACCUUAGCUGGGUGUUCCCACCAGCGGUGCUGUUAUUUUAUGAUAUUGCCUCCGUUUUAUCGAGGAAAGAAAUAAUAACUAAAAAAUAUACUGUUUUAAGAAAAACCUGUAUUUCUUAAAAAAUAUGGGAGCCAAGACUCCGUUUAUAGGAGAAAGACAAGGCCACCCUGUCACCAUUGGGCCACCUGGUUUGUCAUUACAGUGCUUUUCCUGAUGAUUUUUUGGUUAUUGUUUCAUUCCCAUCCCACCUUGUUCUUGUCUGUGUCAUUCUGCGUAGACCGUGAGGCCAGCAGAUCCUCAAUGCCCUCCCCAUCUCCCUGUCUCCUUAGGUUGAUCUGCUUGAUUCUAAAAGUGGACCUGUUAGGACAUUCUUGGUUUUAGCGUGGUGGGUAGCCAAGAGGAGGAAGAAGAAAUGCUGAGUGUGAUUGGGACAGGGUCUUACCACUUGGUCCCCAUCACAGCCCCUCAUAGGCUCCAGACCUUUUAGUCCAAAGAGAGAAGCAGAAGUCUUUGGGAUGGUAACAGGCCAUUAGAAUUAAGCUUCCCUCCUGGCUCCAUGUGUUUUGUCCCCAUACAAAGCAGACAAUGUUCAGACAUCGGCCAUUUAGUGAUUUCAAGUGGAUUUCUUGCAGCAAGCGUGCUUUGAUACCCGGUUCAAGUGACCAUGGGGGGAUCCCCCAGUAUCUGGAAUGAGAUUGUUGGACUGUUCUGUUCCUUGGGGACCUGCUCCCUUCACACCUUAAGUCCAAGUCCUUUUCUUUAGCUGAUUGAGCUCUCAGAAGAAGAGAUCGGAAAGUGUGGCAAGGGACCUGGACUGGGCAAGGUUCCACUCACGCCUGGACUUGCCCAGCAGCAAGAUUGUGAAAGUUGGCUUACUAGAGAAAGCAAGAAUACAGACUAGGGCCAGAGGUCAGCAGGAAGGGAGAGCCUGGCCUAUUUGGGUUGUCUGGUGACACUCCAAGGCCAGAUCUUACGGUAGCUCCUUACCCUACUUGUCACCUCUUUUUUUUUUUUCCACCCUGUCCUAGUUAAGAUAGCAAAUUAUUACAGAAAGCACUUGGGAGAUUUGGACAGUUUUGAGAAAAAUCGACCUUUAAAAGAACUGCUUCCGUGCUCAAAGGUGUAUACAUAGAGAUGUGUGUGUGCGUGCUACACACGUAUUUUUUAUGAGUGAAAGAUCAUCUCUUGGAUCUAUUUUUUAAAUUCUUGGAAACACGUAAAAAGCCAAAUGGUUUGACUCACUGACUUACUUUGAAGCUGCAUCUGCCGUUUACACCAUGGCUUUAACCCCAUCUGGGGUCUGGUUGCCUUUUGCAGUUUGUGGACUUAGUUGCUGGAAGGGGGUCUGGGUGUGAGGGAAGUUGUGUGGCCUUUGACUCUUUCCAGUCCUUUCUGUCUUUCAUUUUCUCCCUGAGCUGUCCACUUUUGGGGAAAACUCCUGCCUCACUAUUGGCUGGAGACACCAUGUAAAAAUCCUGAGGAUGCUGGCGCAGGAUGCUCCAGUUGGUUCUGUAUGUCCGUUUUCCUUUGUGCCAAAGACAGACAGACAGACAGAGGCUGAGAGGCUGUUUCUAAGACAAAGCAGUGGCCGGCCAUCUUUCUACAUCUCCUAGGCCUGUCUGUGAGGGGGAGGGUCCUGGAGACUACACUAAAGACAAGCACCACUCUUCUUAAGUUCCUGGGGGGUUGUGAAUGGUGCUUGCCAAGGGCUAGGGAGCAGGGAAAAAAGGGGGGGUCCUUUGGCUCCCUGUUGCACUUUGGGGAAGGAGGGAAUCUUUUGGGCUCCUUGUGGAACUGCUCUCCUCCCCUGUCCCCACUGCAGAGAUGGCACCGUGGAGUUCCCUUCAGGCCUGGCAGACUGGCAGUGAGGAGGGGCCUCAGUUAGCUCUCCAGGGUGCCUUCCCCUCCUCCCUUCCCAGACACCCUCUGCCAAACUGGGAACCAGCAGUGCUACUAACUACCUCAGCCCCAGAGGGCGCCUAGCCUAACUGAGCCCCAGGAGGAGCUGUGCUUUAGGCAGCUCUUCUCCCCCUCUCUCAGGACGAGGUCGCCUUUCCUUUUCCUAAGUGUUCCUGGGGGAGAUCCUAGUGGCUUUGCCUUUCAAACCAUACAACUGUUUUGCCUGUUUGUUGAAAACCAGUAGGAGAACAGCUUGGCAGGACAUUGCAGGAAGAUCGAAGAGAACCCCUCAUCAGUGCCAGGGGACAUAAAAGCCAUUUUCCUUCCAGAUACUCGAUGGUUUAGGUGCAGAAUGUUUCUCUUGUAAUCAGACAUAAGAGUAAUACCAGCUGAAAUGCCCAGUUUCUUUCCUUUGGACACAUCUCAGUGAGGGUUCAAGAUACGGGAGAGGCCACAUGUUUCAGAGGUCUAGAGGAUAGGUCAAAACCUUAGCCCUGCAAGGCCUCAUGUGGCACCAUUAGUGAUGCCCUCAAAUGGUUGAAUAUGGACUGACAAAAGAAGAGAAUUUGUUUCUUGAAUAGCAGGACGCUCCUGGAGCACAUGUUUUUCGUAAUCACAGAUGAUGAAUACUACGAGUAUAAAUGGAUGAACUACCUCAGUCCUUACAGUAAGAUUGGAGAUGAGCGCAGGGACUCAUGCCGAGGGGAUGAAUCCCAGCCAGGAGAGAGUUUUGGCUUAUGCCACACAAGGUUUGUCAUGGGGAUCGGGCAGGCUUGCCAGGAUCCCCACUUACAUUGGUCGGGUUGGCAGGGUUCCGUCAUCUCGUGUCCUCUUCCCCCAUUCCCAUUCCCCUUUCUGCUCUCCUCACCCACUCUCUCACCCCCUUUACUCCAGCUUGUCCCCCUCCCAGCUGCUUAGGCGCUUGGAUGGACCAGUGGGUGAGGAAAGGGAUGGGUUCCUCCCCUUAGAGAGCUGGCUGGAGGACAGUUCCAGGGCUGGCCUGGAGUCCCCUAGUCAGCUCCUAGGUUUGGAACCAGGGCCUCUUCAACAGGGUUUCUUGAAGAUCCUCUACCUCCACUGAGUCCCCUUGGGGGUGAGAUGGGGGGAGAUGGAGCAGGAUUCUUUGCCCUGGGGCCUGGCCCAAUCUACCCGCUCAGGCCACCUUUGUAGUUGACUGCCACUGGGUGCCCUAGCCCUUCCUGCCCCAAAAGGACCUCCUUAUAGAAGCCCGUUUCACUUUUGGUUUUAAUCUACCUCUUAGCAAAACAAUAUAGAGAAAUGUGUAGGUAGUGGCAACUCCACUUGCUUAGGUUAGGGGGGAAAGGUUUCUUUUUCCAAAGGAAAAAAAUAUUACCUUAAAAAUACUUUCCAAAAAAAUCUUAAAAAAAAAAUUUAAAAACCAAAAAAAAAAAAAAAUUCUUUUAAAGGAGGGAGACAAUUUCCAGUAACCAUGGGAUUAAUUUCCUACGCUGUUUUCCCCCCUACAUACGCUUUCCUCUUUGGCAGUUGUCACAUAGUGAUAUGGCUAUGAGCAGGUACAGCUUUCCCAGUGAGCUCCUUGGCUGGUCACAUUCCCUCCCGGGGUGCCAGUGAGACUCUUCCAGCCAGGUGACUUCAACAUCCCAGACAGGAGCCCUGGGUUAGGUGCUUCAGGCCUUGGCAGUUGGUUAGGGAACCACGUUGUAACGACAGUUUUAUGUGAACCACUGCUUGUAAGCUCAUUUGAAAUGAAUUUAAGCAGAGUAUAAAUUUGCAUGAUGAAUAUAUAUCCUUUACCACCCAUCUGGAGUCUCCCUUCUCUUCAGAAUCUUCAUUCUGGCCUCUGAAACCAGAGGUAAAACAUCAAAAGAGCCCACUCCCCUAAGGCAGAAUGGAUUGAUAGGCAGUCCGAAGACACGGCUUCCAGGGAGGACUUUAUUUUUCUGAGUGGAAAUCUGGGAGGGAUUGGAGGGCUGCUGCUUGUGACUGUUAGACUCUGUAAUCGCUACAACUUUGAAAUUGUAUUUUACCAGAACUCUGCCGGUCAUCAACGACCCUGAAUUUGAUUGUGCCUUCCUCCCACCCUUCUCUGUUCUUGAAGCUGGGGGAGGGGCAGCGGGCUCGGGACUUGGCAAGUUUGUGUUUUGGAUGGAUGGAUGAGCACUCCGGGUCCCUUCCCGGUGAAAGUUGUUUCAGCCACAAAGCAAUUUCAUUCCACUGUUUUCAGUCUCAAAAUAAAAAGAAACUUAUAUUGAAAA
Molecule: messenger RNA, 8371 nt
Organism: Mastomys coucha (southern multimammate mouse)
Lineage: Eukaryota; Metazoa; Chordata; Mammalia; Rodentia; Muridae
Gene: Igf2bp1
Product: insulin like growth factor 2 mRNA binding protein 1
Exons: 15
Coding region: 298-2031 (577 amino acids)
Biological process (GO): nervous system development; regulation of gene expression
Cellular component (GO): nucleus; cytoplasm; cytosol
Molecular function (GO): mRNA 3'-UTR binding
Source: RefSeq, a predicted model, not a curated record